This is a messenger RNA of Rhagoletis zephyria (snowberry fruit fly), 618 nucleotides long. The record is from RefSeq and is a predicted model, not a curated record. NCBI's taxonomy places the organism in Eukaryota, Metazoa, Arthropoda, Insecta, Diptera, Tephritidae.
AUGAACAAAGCCGGCCUAGUCUGCGACGAGUUCAACUCGCCCUCGGACUUUGUAAUCGAGAUCGCCGCCGAGGACUACGGCACCGAGCCGGUGGAGAAGAUGAUCGCGCUGAUCGAGGAGACGGACGCCGACGCCCUCGGCGAGGCUGUGGCCGACCUGCCGAACCUGCGCAGCAACAAGGUCAACCGGAAGGUGCCUUUCUUCCCGGCGCUCAAGAUCCUUCUGCAGCGUUCAGGCGUCGUCUACCGCCGAACGCUGACGGUGAUCACGCUGCGCAUCGUCUCGCUCAUCCUCAUCACCAUCUGGCUGCAGCUGAUGUUCGGCACGGAGAUCGGCAAGGUCUCCGGCUGUACGAUGCGCAAGCUGGAGCUCUACUCGACACCGGUGGACAAGCUGAGCACCCUCUUCGAGGAGAGCAUCCUCCUGGUGGCGCAGAACAGCUGCUGUCUCUUCUUCGGCCUCAUCGUCGGCCUCAUCUCCGGCAUGACGGCCGUCGUGCUGGAGUUUCCCCGGGAGAUGCACAUCUUCAUGAAGGAGUACAACAAUGGCUGGUACUCCUGCAUUGCCUUCUUCAUCACCAAGAGUUUGAUUGACACUCCGAUGCAGGUGAAGGAUUAG